GGCAAUGAAUAUAUGUAUUCUGUGGCGUUUUUUGUUUAUCUGUUGUACGCACGUGUUGUUGUGCUUCUGAGUUUCUGUUGAAAAGUGGGUAUAAACAAAUGUGUAGUGUAUCGUAACUCCUUCUAGCCGGUACUGUUUGUUUUGUUCAAGAAAUGGGCAAAACUAAAAAGAUCAAGCAAGAGCCUGGUGCGGAAAAUGAACCAGCAGCUGAGGAGCAAGAAACAGCAGAAAUUCUCGAUGUUUCCACAAUUAAGAAGGAAGACUUAAGUUAUGACGAGAAGUGUGCAUUUGCUACGUCGAUUGCAAAACCAAUGGCCUCAAGGAAGCUUGCAAAGAAACUGUAUAAAUUAAUUAAGAAAGCGGCAGCCCACAAAACAUAUCUGCGGAAUGGUCUUAAGGAUGUACAGAGGAGGAUAAGGAAGGGAGAAUCAGGAAUUGUGGUGUUGGCAGGGGAUGUGACACCAAUUGACAUAAUGUGCCACCUUCCAGUUGUCUGUGAGGAUAGAAAUAUACCAUAUGUGUAUACACCAUCACGUCAAGAUCUUGGACAAGCUAUGGGUGUGAAAAGGAGCUGUAUUGUCAUGAUGGUGCGUGAACAUCAAGAAUAUAAAGAUACUUUUGAUGAAUUAGCAAAAGAACUAAAGACAUUGACUUACCCAAUUUAAAUGCUUUUGCAUUUUGUUGUUGAAUAAUUAUUGAAUAAAAUCUCCGAUCUCAUUAGAGAGAACAAAUGUGGGGGAACCGGGAACAGUUACUGUAAAUGACUAUGGAUUUUUCAAAAAAUAUAUAUUGAAUUUAAUAUGAACUGUUGCACACAACUUGACUGUGACAUUGCUUUGGUAAAGUGAGAAAUCUUUGUUCGUGAAAGUGAGUGCAUUAUUAAUAAAAACUGACUUUGAUGUAUCAUUAAUGCAUAAGUCAAUGAUCAAAUAAACCAUUAAUUUUAACAGAGGAUAUAAGAUUCAAAACAUUACAGUGUGGUGAAGAAAAAUUAGGCAUUGCCAUUUGACUUUAUUUUGUUGAUAUUGAGAUACCCUGCAUAACAUAACAGUAAUGGUUACCAAACAUUGUUACAAUACUCAUGAAAUUAACACAGAAAUUAAUUUUCCAUUUGAAAGUUUUCUAAUUUAGCUAAGUUGGUUAAAAGGUUUAUGCAAAAUAUACAUUUCUUUACAGCUUUUGUACAGAUUUUUUAAUUCUCUCAGUGCAGCUUAACAGCUAUUUUCAUAUCACAAAACAGCUAGUGUAUCUCAUUAUGUUAAAUUUCAUUAAUUGUUUCAAAAUGAAGAUAAUACUUCAGUUAUUGACCAACAUUAUAUAUGGAAUGUGAGCAAAUGGAUGGCACACUGCUUUGGCGCUUGUAAUGAGAUCAAAAUUCAGUCCAGAUGUUACCUUCUGGAAGCAACUUAUUUCCAGCAAACAAAGAUUAUUUCAAAGUAUUUAUUUUAAAUCUGUUUCUAGUAUUAACCACUGCACUUUUCCUUUUGCUGCAAAUAAUUUGGUCCAUCAAAUUCAGAAAAAAGGCCAAUUAUUGGGCUUUAAAAGCAGCUAUUUAACUGCCAAAGAUUAUUACAGAACAACUAUGUGCCAUGAUGUUGUAAACAGACAAUGCAUAUGUAGAUGUAACUAUUUGAAUUUUGUGCAUGAACUAUUCUGAAUAAUUGCAGUAACCUUCAUGGAGGAUUAUUUGCUGCAUAAAGCCUACCUACUCCACUUAUGGAGGAAUGCCAAGUAUGUUUGCUGACUUUAAAUUGAAAACAUAUUAUACAAAGUGGCCAUUCUUUUUUAACUUUUUUAAGUCACAUCAGUAAACAUAAAAAAUAAGUGGUGCAGUUUCCUAAGUACAAAAGCUAUGGGAGAUCAGUAACAGAUCUGAAUAUGUAAUUAAAUAUGUGGUGUUGCAGUAUUUUUUAAUGGGUCUUUUUUCUCCUUUUUCUUUCAUUUCCAUUCAUUUUUGGGAAUAAUCAGUAUAACACCAUCAAACCAAAGAGAAAAGGGAAAAUAUUCAUUAACAUCUUUUAUAGUAAGUGCCUAAUUUAUUGGUUUGUAGCCAUCAGCCAAAUCAGUAACCACUGAUGUGAGAGAACCUAAGCUUUUGUAAAAAGGUUCAUAUAGCUAAUAACUUAUUGUGACAACAUUCAGCCUUUGUUAGUUUGCUUUGAGAAUACUGCCAGUAAUGGAUAUUGACAUUUCUGUAAAAUGUCGAUAUGUACAAAAGUGCUUGUUUUCACCCCUAGUAAAAUAUUCUCACUUUACUUACCAGCUCUAGUAGCAGUAUAUUGCCUAUUCCUACAAACACAUAUUACUGAGUACUAGUGUGUGUGUGUACUUGACUGGUGAAAAUAGAAAAGGACAAGAAGUGAAUGUUCCAUAUAACAGGGGCUACACAUAAUACCAAAAUAUUUAGUGUAUUCUGGGAAAUAUAUUCAAUUACAACAGUGUGCAUGAAUUCAUUUCAUUAUAUUAUUUGUGCCUGCAGAAAAAUUUAGGCAUGGCAGGGUUUGCAUGUGGUAGGCAUAUCUGCUCUAGGUAAGCAUUUACAUUUGAUAUUCAUGUGUCCUUCAUACACCAGAUUCAGUGAUCACAUACACAUUAUGCUACUCAUGAACAGCUUCCAGCUUCCAUUCAUUCUACGAACAAUUAUUAGUAUAAAAAACUGUUCAGUUAUGUACAAUAGCAAGGAAUAUUUGGAAAACAGAACAUGUUGAUUUGAAUACGUGACUAAGAAAAAGAGAGCUUUCAUUCUUUAAAACUAAAAUUACGCAGAUUAGGGCUUUGAAAUCUCCUUUUCCGUCAACUAUGAACUAAACUUAAGUCUGGAUUACUGCCAGUUUUCCUGAAAAAUGGGAGUUAAUUUGAAGAGUACUACAAAAUAACUCCACAAUUCUUUUAAGCUCUUGAGCAGUAUAUAAGAACAAAGAUACAACAAUUUUUUUGUAGCAUAAAAAUAUUUUACAGAUUUUAUCACAGUGCAAACUUUCCGUAAAAAUGCAGCUUGAAAGUGAUGAACAUUCAUGACUUACAAAGUAUUGGUAAACAAAUGUUUAUUAACUAGUGUCCAUAAUACAGAAAGACUGCCUGAGAUGCAGAGCAAGGCAUGUGUGCUAUAGCAUGUGAAGUGAGAUUAAGAAAAACUAUACAAAAGCAACAUGUAAACAUUAUUUCAACCCUACAUUUCUUCUGUCUGCUCAGAAUACUGAUGAUAUUGGUGACACACACAGUUCACUGUAUCCAUUGUAACACAAAAUAGACAAGUUGGUGUACCAUUUCAAUGCAAUACAAUUGCCGUAGAUGCAACAUUUUCAAAUCAGUCAGAUCUUUCCUGGAUUGGUGCAGCAGAGCUACUUUUUCCCCGUUUACAUAUUCAAAAACAUUUGUUAAUGAGUGACACUAAUGGGUUUGAUUUUUGAUUUAAAAGAAUAAAAUGUGAAGUUAUCAUAAAGUUGCUAAACAGUUAUUUACAAGUGAAAUGAAUA
Schistocerca cancellata (South American locust) is the source of this 3476-nucleotide messenger RNA. RefSeq names its product H/ACA ribonucleoprotein complex subunit 2-like protein (gene NHP2). Gene Ontology annotation, cellular component: box H/ACA snoRNP complex. The transcript has 3 exons. Gene Ontology annotation, biological process: snRNA pseudouridine synthesis; rRNA pseudouridine synthesis. The record is from RefSeq and is a predicted model, not a curated record. Gene Ontology annotation, molecular function: box H/ACA snoRNA binding. Lineage: Eukaryota; Metazoa; Arthropoda; Insecta; Orthoptera; Acrididae. Bases 153 to 665 code for a protein of 170 amino acids.